Messenger RNA from Mollisia scopiformis, 767 nucleotides. RefSeq lists its product as uncharacterized. The transcript has a single exon. The record is from RefSeq and is a predicted model, not a curated record. Bases 185 to 598 code for a protein of 137 amino acids. NCBI's taxonomy places the organism in Eukaryota, Fungi, Ascomycota, Leotiomycetes, Helotiales, Mollisiaceae.
UUGUUUCUGCUGCUGGAAAUUUUCUGUGUGGUUUGGCUUGGUUUGGUAAGGAUUAGAAAUCAUUUCGGUGGGCUGGGCUCGCUGGCUGGCUGGCGUUAAGCCGCGUCGCGUGGUAAUGCUGGGGGAGCUUCCUUGAGGUCAACGUGGGGUGUGGAGCGGAAUCAGGUGAGAGGUACGUAGUCGUAUGUUUCUAAGACAUAGUGCGCGAUGGAGAUCUCAACGGUGUUUCUUUCUUUCUUUUUCUUUGGUUUGGUGCUUAGCCCAGAGUCUGGGCAUGACAACAGCCCGAGGAUCCCGAAAUGGUGCAGCACCAUUCAAGCGCAGCCGAGAAAAGUCAAUAUAUUUUAGCAUUUGGGAUUUUGGGGAGCAGGUAAGUCUAAGCAGUCAGCAAAUCUUGGGUCCUCGGGAGCGGGCUGAACAAACGGCCAUUGGACACACGGGUAAAGUGUGUUGGAUCUCGAGGCUCAUUUGGGCUUGGCCUUGGGAACACUCCACAGCUCUGUAUCGGUUUACCGCAGCCUUGCAGAGGGACGCUGACAGGCAUUUAGAGUGCUUGCGUCUAUGUUGCUUUAGGCUUUGGGGGGAUCCGGGAGCCUGAGCGAAGGCCUAUGGAAGAAGCGCUGCUAAGCGCUGGGGAAGUUCUGGCGGGACGUUGGAAGCAAUGUUCAGGGUCUUCGUUUGCAGGAGUGGUCCAGAAUAGUCUCGUAAGUGUUCGAGGCGUCCAUUUCUGGGUUGCGCAUUUUCUGCAAUAGGGACGAGUAUUUUGG